This is a messenger RNA of Anguilla rostrata (American eel), 738 nucleotides long. Its product is annotated as cytochrome c oxidase subunit 6B1. Bases 126 to 386 code for a protein of 86 amino acids. Lineage: Eukaryota; Metazoa; Chordata; Actinopteri; Anguilliformes; Anguillidae. The transcript has 4 exons. The record is from RefSeq and is a predicted model, not a curated record. Gene Ontology annotation, cellular component: mitochondrion; respiratory chain complex IV.
GGGUUCCCUAUCCUCCAGCAUCCCGGCAUGCCGCUCGCGGCCUUACCCUUCAGAGGACAUCAUUCGAAGAGGACGGAAGGAGGUGUACUUUAGAGGAGUUAAUACCGUGUGUUAAAUCAGUGAAGAUGGCUGAAGCAAUUCAGGAGAAGAUCAAGAACUACAGGACCGCUCCCUUUGAUGCUCGUUUCCCCAAUACGAACCAGACCCGCAACUGCUUCCAAAACUACCUUGAUUUUCACAGGUGUAACAAGGCUCUCUCCGACAAAGGACAGGAUGUAGCUCCAUGUGACUGGUAUCAGCGGGUCUACAAGAGUCUUUGCCCAAUGAGCUGGGUCAGCAAGUGGGACGAGCAGAUUGAGAGUGGCAGUUUUCCUGGGAAGAUCUGACGGACUACCCCGCGACCCCUCACUCGUCUCUUCAUGACUUUCAAACAUUCUUAACGUUCUACUAUGGCACUGGCCUGCGCUCACUCAUCAUUUGUCCUCAACUUUGACCUGCAAGUGAAAACAAGUUUUACACUGUUUAUUUUAUUGUUUUUUUUUUUUUUUUUUUUGCAAACUCGGUUUGAUGAGUUUUAGUGACUGCUGAACUGGACAAACUUUGUAAAGGGGAGAAGAAAAAAAAAUUCUCGCUUAUUUGUCAAAGUUAAGGACCAGUGUUGAUUGAACCCCAGCCAUUUUGUCAUUCUGUUUAAUGUUUGUUACAAAAUAAUUUAAUAAAGCUGGUCAGGUAACCUAA